CAAACCACUAGAUGAGGCAGGAGCCCUGCCCUCAGCAGAAAGGGACCUUAGCAAGGAACAUGAAAUCCCGGAGGAUAAUUUUAGUGCAGACAUAUGGUGAUCACUCUACUGUAGAAGAAAUGGGGUUAACAAACAAGAGCGAGGGAGAACAACAGCUCAUGCCCAACAACUCUGAUGCGCCCAAUGAAGAUCAAGGUGAAGAAAUCCAACAGCCAGAAGAGCGUACUCCAGCAGGGCAGCGAACACGAAGAGGAGGCACACAGCCAUCCAGAUAUCAAUUGCCUUCACGUAGGACACCUGCAACAUCCACCAAUGGAGCAGUCAACUUUCCAGGAGUCCUUCCAUGGCCUGUCCAGUGAGUUGCCAACCCAUAUCAACUGCCUGCUGUUCUUCAGUUUUAUCCUGAAUUUAUUCUGGUUUUUAAAGAAGCUUCCCAUGAUAUAUCCCAUUGUCUGAAGACCCAUGUCAAAGAGAUCGGGCUAUCCAUCAUCCUUCACCUCUCUGCCCUCUCCACCCUCCUCUUCCAUCUGCCUUUCCUCCCUACACUUCUUUUCCUUUCUUUCUUUCUUCUUUCCUUACUUCUGCUUCUGCUUCUUAUUAUUCUUUUCACUCUUGUCUUCUGAUUCUUUUCCUUCAAUAAAAAGCAAUGAA
Globicephala melas (long-finned pilot whale) is the source of this 651-nucleotide messenger RNA. RefSeq names its product transmembrane protein 31 (gene TMEM31). The record is from RefSeq and is a predicted model, not a curated record. Lineage: Eukaryota; Metazoa; Chordata; Mammalia; Artiodactyla; Delphinidae.